AUGGACUGGACUAGUCGGCUAGGUUUCCAAAAAUCAGAAGCGCUUCAUUGUAUUUUUGGCCAACUGCGCUUUAUCGAUGUUGAGAAAUAUUCGCAACGCAACAAUUUAUCAAGCACUUAUUUUGUCGACUUGGCUUUGAAACACGUACCUGGACCAUCGAUUUUCAAAAUUAUCUUUUGGUAUUCCAAACUGGACUACCUUUUAAAACUAGAGAAUAAGACUAGUUUACCCAACGAGGUACUUGACAGAAUCCAUCGUCAAAGUAUUCAGUGGUCCUACAUCAAUUCCAACCUUUCAGUCCAUCAAUCAAAACCUCGAUCCAAUAUAUCCGAGACUGUCCAUAGGUCCCCGCAUUGCUUGCUGUUUAGCAACAAUGAACUGAGCAGACGUUGUGAACCAGCCUUGACUUCUCACCACCAGGAACUAGCUUUACAUGAGCGCGAUGAAUUCACUGGCUGUAUCGAUAGUAUGAAUGGUGAAAAGCAUGACCAGCCAACACAUCCAUCUAGUUUACAAGACCAUCCUGCUUCAUCCCAUAUUAACGCUCUUCUUCUUCCAGAGAUAAUUUCUAAAGUAUUGUGCUAUCUUGAGCCACGCAGUUUGUCGACUGCUGCGCGUGUUUGUCGGUGUUGGUCAUAUUUGGCCACCCCAAGUCUGUAUCAGUGUGUUCAACUAACCAACAAACAAGGCUUGAAAGGAGCAUGGUUGUGUCAUAAUCUCCGCCGAGUUCUUGACCCAUCGCUGCGGCACCAUAAUACGUCGUGGGCAUGGACUGUCAUGCGGUUUGCAGUUUGUGCUGUCAAAUAUUAUGCUACAACUGGUCAGUGUUUUGGCAUGUCAGUGAUGAUGGGUCAGAUGUGGGAAGAUGUAUUGCAAGCUUUUGGUGGCAUUUUGAGUAGAUGUGGGAUAUGCAAUAUCAAAUUAUUGCCCUUGACCAAAAAACCAUUUCAGUUCUGUCAUGUCGAAUCCAAGUACAUUGAUCAAACUGGGCUGGAAUUGUCGAUAUGCCCACAAUCAAAUACCUCUUCAGCAUACAAGCUUUGUGCAUUUUCACCCAAUCAAUCAAGGGGGUCUCGCAUUCCAUUAGAGUUGCCUCAACUCUAUCCUAUUUCUCUGGAAAAGUUGAAAUCCGUCGUUCCAUUAGACGCCAGCUCCAAAAUUCCUCUGGCUAGUCUGCUCAAAUAUUUCAUUGCGUCAUCCCAUGUACCCAUAACCAGAUUCUGGUCAUUUCCGCAUACUGGAAAUCUAUCUCAGCUUAUUACAAGUAUCAACUUUACAAAAAUACAUGUAUAUUCCACAGACUUGAUUCAGAUCUUACGCCGUCUGCAUAAUAUUACUCACUUGACUGUAUCAGACUGUCCGCAGGCGACCAACAAAGUCAUUUGCAUGGCAAUUGAAGCAAGCGGGCCGAAUCUCGUUUACAUUGCCUUGCGCAAACUUCCGCUCAUUACUUAUGAACCCAUCUAUGAUAUUUCCAACACGUGUUCAAAUCUUCAAUAUUUUGAUGCAUCAGGAUGUACCAAUGUGAGUGUUGAUUGCUGCAUACGUGUUGUUCGCAACUGUCCUCAUCUGUGUAGCAUCUCGGUAUCUCGUGUCGACUGUGUUCCAUUGAUAUCUGAUCCUUCUCGACGCGAUAGAACAUCUACUUGGGUUUACCAUUCUACAAUGUUUCUCAACUGGGUAGCGCUGUGUUGUGCUGAGAGAUUAGUGCAUAUCAAUAUUUCUGGAUGUACAUUGGCUGAAGACCAGAUCCAAAUUUUAUACUCAUCCACUAGUACAUAUCUACAGAGUAUGGUAUUGGGGUAUGAUUUGAUUUCGCAGCAAAAUCUGGAUUGGGUUGUGCAUUUUCUGAAUCGAAUAACCGCACAGCAAGUCAAGGGAUAUAUGGUGAUGAAUCAGUGUACACUUCGAACUUGUUUACAAAACGAUCAAUUUAUUACAUUCCAGGCACCCAAAAUUCAUGAUUUGAUAAAGACGUAUACUUGGAAUCACUUGGUUCCUUGGGAUCAAGAAACUCUUUGCAGUCUUGAGAAGAUUCGACUAGCACAAAUUCAUUUUCCAACCUAUCCAUUUCCCAAAAUAAUACUACCGCCUGUUAUUAGCACACUUUCUGCUGGCCUUCCAGUCGUAUAUGCACAUAUAUAUAUUCAUACGGGGCUGCAAAAAAUAAACGUGCGGGAUCUACCAUAUGAUAAGUUACCAGCAAAUGCUCAGAUAUUUAUUUUAAAAUGA
Messenger RNA from Batrachochytrium dendrobatidis JAM81, 2232 nucleotides. RefSeq lists its product as uncharacterized. Lineage: Eukaryota; Fungi; Chytridiomycota; Chytridiomycetes; Rhizophydiales. The coding region runs from base 1 to 2232 and encodes 743 amino acids. The transcript has 6 exons. Gene Ontology annotation, molecular function: protein binding. The record is from RefSeq and is a predicted model, not a curated record.